Messenger RNA from Trifolium pratense (red clover), 1506 nucleotides. Its product is annotated as guanosine nucleotide diphosphate dissociation inhibitor At5g09550. The record is from RefSeq and is a predicted model, not a curated record. The transcript is spliced from 13 exons. Gene Ontology annotation, biological process: protein transport; vesicle-mediated transport; small GTPase-mediated signal transduction. Gene Ontology annotation, molecular function: Rab GDP-dissociation inhibitor activity. The coding region runs from base 46 to 1383 and encodes 445 amino acids. Gene Ontology annotation, cellular component: cytoplasm. NCBI's taxonomy places the organism in Eukaryota, Viridiplantae, Streptophyta, Magnoliopsida, Fabales, Fabaceae.
CUCUCGUGCUUAUUCUUCUUCUUUGAAUCUCUCUCUCAAUCUACCAUGGAUGAAGAAUAUGAUGUAAUUGUCCUAGGCACUGGCCUCAAGGAAUGCAUCCUUAGUGGUCUUCUCUCAGUUGAUGGCCUCAAAGUGUUGCACAUGGAUCAAAAUGACUACUAUGGAGGGGCUUCUACAUCUCUCAAUCUUACACAGCUAUUUAAGAGGUAUAGGGGAGAUGACAAGCCACCAGAGACCUUAGGCUCGAGCCGAGAAUACAAUGUUGAUAUGAUACCUAAGUUUAUGAUGGCCAACGGAGCUUUGGUCCGUGUGCUCAUCCACACCGAUGUUACAAAGUAUUUGAACUUUAAAGCUGUUGAUGGAAGCUUUGUGUAUAAUAAGGGAAAGAUUUACAAAGUUCCAGCAACAGACGUUGAAGCACUCAAAUCACCCUUAAUGGGUCUGUUUGAGAAGCGCCGGGCUAGGAAGUUCUUCAUUUAUGUCCAAGACUAUGAAGCAAAUGAUCCCAAAUCUCACGAAGGCCUUGAUUUGAACGAAGUUACCGCAAGGCAGCUGAUUUCGAAAUAUGGAUUGGAAGAUGAUACAGUUGACUUUAUUGGUCAUGCCUUGGCACUUCAUCUUGAUGACAGUUACUUGGAUAAGCCAGCCAAGGAUUUUGUAGACAGAGUUAAGACUUAUGCAGAGUCCCUCGCACGCUUUCAAGGAGGUUCACCUUACAUAUAUCCAUUAUAUGGACUGGGAGAGUUGCCUCAGGCAUUUGCACGUUUGAGUGCUGUGUACGGUGGAACUUACAUGCUGAACAAGCCAGCAUGCAAGGUAGAGUUUGACGCUGAUGGGAAAGCCAUCGGUGUGACUUCAGAAGGCGAAACGGCAAAAUGCAAGAAAGUCGUGUGUGAUCCAUCAUAUCUGCCUGAUAAGGUUCAAAAUGUUGGAAAAGUUGCGCGUGCGAUAUGUAUUAUGAGCCAUCCUAUUCCAGACACUAACGAUUCUCACUCAGCACAAGUCAUUCUGCCACAGAAGCAACUUGGUCGUAAAUCAGACAUGUAUCUUUUCUGCUGCUCUUAUGCUCACAAUGUAGCUCCAAAAGGAAAAUAUAUUGCUUUUGUUACAACAUUAGCAGAAACUGACCAACCUGAGGUUGAAUUGAAGCCUGGAAUUGACCUUCUUGGACCAGUUGAUGAGAUAUUCUAUGACAUCUAUGACAGAUAUGAACCUAACAAUGAUCAUGCUACUGAUGGCUGUUUCAUCUCUACAAGCUACGAUGCUACAACACACUUUGAGACCACAGUAAAAGAUGUGGUUGAGAUGUACAGUAAGAUCACUGGAAAGGUUCUUGAUCUUUCUGUUGACCUGAGUGCUGCAAGUGCCGCAGCUGAAGAAUAAGAUUUCUCGCAAUUAUAAGGAUGCUAUUAGAAAGAAAGCAUAUCACAUUUUUAUUUUUGAUUCCAUUUGUUUGCGUUUAGAUGAAUUAAUGGGAAGAUAAAAAAAAAUCCAUUGUUCCUUUUA